Drosophila erecta is the source of this 2293-nucleotide messenger RNA. It is a transcript of the gene blw, whose product is annotated as ATP synthase subunit alpha, mitochondrial. The transcript has 4 exons. Gene Ontology annotation, biological process: proton motive force-driven ATP synthesis; proton transmembrane transport. Gene Ontology annotation, molecular function: ADP binding; proton-transporting ATP synthase activity, rotational mechanism; ATP binding. Lineage: Eukaryota; Metazoa; Arthropoda; Insecta; Diptera; Drosophilidae. Bases 149 to 1807 code for a protein of 552 amino acids. The record is from RefSeq and is a predicted model, not a curated record.
AAUCGCCAGCACUUCGCCCGUUUCCCAGCACUGCCUCACCGAACGUCUAGCCAGCGACCAUCUUGUGAAAAGUACUACGAGUGUGGAGAGGAGUUGGCUAAGGAAUUGUACAAUUACUUCUGCGGCGAACAGUUAAACAGCAUUCAAAAUGUCGAUGAUUUCCGUACGCCUGGCGUCCUCGGUCGCCCGUAACCUGCCCAAGGCUGCCAACCAGGUCGCCUGCAAAGCCGCCUAUCCCGCCGCCAGUCUUGCUGCCCGCAAGUUCCAUGUGGCCAGCACGCAGCGUAGCGCCGAGAUCUCCAACAUCCUGGAGGAGCGCAUCCUGGGCGUCGCCCCCAAGGCGGAUCUGGAGGAAACCGGCCGCGUGCUGAGCAUCGGUGACGGUAUCGCUCGUGUCUACGGUCUGAACAACAUCCAGGCCGAUGAGAUGGUGGAAUUCUCCUCCGGCCUGAAGGGCAUGGCCCUCAACUUGGAGCCCGACAACGUCGGUGUUGUGGUGUUCGGUAACGACAAGCUGAUCAAGCAGGGCGAUAUCGUCAAGCGUACCGGUGCCAUCGUGGAUGUGCCCGUCGGUGAUGAGCUGCUGGGUCGCGUCGUCGAUGCCCUGGGAAAUGCCAUUGACGGCAAGGGCGCCAUCAACACCAAGGACCGUUUCCGUGUGGGAAUCAAGGCCCCCGGCAUCAUCCCCCGUGUGUCCGUGCGCGAGCCCAUGCAGACCGGUAUCAAGGCCGUCGACUCCCUGGUGCCCAUCGGUCGUGGACAGCGUGAGCUGAUCAUUGGCGAUCGUCAGACUGGUAAGACUGCUCUGGCCAUCGACACCAUCAUCAACCAGAAGCGCUUCAACGAGGCCCAGGAUGAGUCCAAGAAGCUGUACUGCAUCUACGUCGCCAUUGGCCAGAAGCGAUCCACCGUCGCCCAGAUUGUGAAGCGUCUGACCGACUCCGGCGCCAUGGGCUACUCCGUGAUCGUGUCUGCCACCGCCUCCGACGCUGCUCCCCUGCAGUACUUGGCCCCCUACUCCGGAUGCGCCAUGGGAGAGUACUUCCGCGACAAGGGCAAGCACGCCCUGAUCAUCUACGAUGAUUUGUCCAAGCAGGCUGUGGCCUACCGUCAGAUGUCCCUGCUGCUGCGUCGUCCCCCUGGUCGUGAGGCCUACCCCGGUGAUGUGUUCUACCUGCAUUCGCGUCUGCUUGAGCGUGCCGCCAAGAUGUCCCCUGCCAUGGGAGGUGGCUCCCUGACUGCCCUGCCCGUGAUCGAGACCCAGGCUGGCGAUGUGUCCGCCUACAUUCCAACCAACGUCAUCUCGAUUACCGAUGGACAGAUCUUCUUGGAGACCGAGUUGUUCUACAAGGGUAUCCGCCCUGCCAUCAACGUCGGUCUGUCCGUGUCCCGUGUGGGUUCCGCUGCCCAGACCAAGGCCAUGAAGCAGGUGGCCGGUUCCAUGAAGCUGGAGUUGGCCCAGUACCGUGAGGUCGCCGCCUUCGCCCAGUUCGGUUCCGAUCUGGAUGCCGCCACCCAGCAGCUGCUGAACCGUGGUGUGCGCCUCACUGAGCUGCUCAAGCAGGGUCAGUACGUGCCCAUGGCCAUUGAGGAUCAGGUCGCCGUCAUCUACUGCGGUGUGCGCGGUCAUCUGGACAAGAUGGAUCCCGCCAAGAUCACCAAGUUCGAGAAGGAGUUCUUGCAGCACAUCAAGACCUCCGAGCAGGCUCUGCUCGACACCAUCGCCAAGGACGGUGCUAUCUCGGAGGCGUCCGAUGCCAAGCUGAAGGACAUUGUUGCCAAGUUCAUGUCCACCUUCCAGGGUUAAGCAUCAGCAAUACGAAGAAUAGGAGAUCAGAUGCGUGCAAUUAACAUCAUUGAUGGCUCGAAUAAUGCUGCCAUCUCUGCGCGACAUCAACAAGAAAAGAUAACAACCUACAACUUAAGAUAAACAGAAAUUAUAAAACAAAAACAAGAGAAAACUCCUUUGCACAUUCAUGUUUUCUUGCGCAUCCAGCCGGGAUCGCCUCCAAUCCGUGGUCCGGUGUCAUCAUGCCGCAAAAUCUUGGGAGAGAGAGAGCAGGCCCUGGCCACGGAAUGGACGGCGUAUCCCGGCCGGAUGCGGUUUCGAGUUUCAGCGAAAUAUCCGUGCGGUUCCUCCAACCUCCAAAACGAUAGAUAAUCCCCCGUUGUUCUUCUACCUUAAAUGUGUACUCAAUAUUUGAAAUAUUGUAAUCGAGAAUAGUCGAAAUAAUGUCUGAGGAUGAUUGUGAAACGAUGAUGAAUUAAACACGAUACUAAAUUAUACUCUAAA